AACAAAAAUAAACAAAAUGGAGUCAUGCGUCGCAGUUGACAGAGAAGUCGAAAAAGUUUUGUCUAAAUUCAACGGUUUACAAGAUCAUUGUGUAAAUACAAUCGAUGAUUUUAUUUUCUCCAUUGAAAAUAUUAGAAAGGAACUUGCAGCAGGUCCCUCUGAUGGUCCAGUUCAGUCCAUACAGACCUCCGUGCUGGAGCAGUCUAUACAGAGAGUGCUGGAGGCGACCUGGCGUAUGUCUCAGGAACACAAGGAUCUGCACAGCACAGUAUCCAAAGUGGGCCGGACUAUAGACAGGAACUUUGUGUCUGAGUUCAGUGCAGUGUUCACUGAGAGUGCGUUUGAGAAGGAGGAAUGUGUUGAACUUCUCAACCAGAUUAUCUGUGAACAUUUCCUGCGACAAGGGAAACUGGACAUUGCUGAAGCUCUAAAUGAGGAAGCCUGUUUGAAUGUUGACUCUGCUGAAAUGGAGCCCUUCCUGGAGCUACAUCGGAUAUUGGAGGCCUUGAAAAGAAGAAACCUUCAACCUGCACUCAGCUGGGUUGCUGCCCAUAAGGACCGCCUUGACGAACAGAACAGCGGGCUGGACUUCAAGCUUCACCGCCUGCAGUUCACAGAGAUGGUUGCCAGCAAUCCACACGACCCCGCCAGGGUCCUCCAGUAUGCUAAACAGUUGGCCCGGUUUGCAGAGAAACAUUCUAAAGAGCUCCAGGUGUUGAUGGGCAGCCUGCUGUACAUGCGUCAGGGGGUCCACACAUCUCCCUACGCCUUCCUGCUGGACCCAAUAUACUGGGACGAGAUCUGUGAUGUGUUCACACGCGAUGCCUGCGCACUCAUGGGAAUGUCUGUAGAGAGUCCACUAAGUGUCAGUAUCCGUGCCGGGUGCAAGGCCCUGCCUCCACUCCUCAACAUUCGCCAGGUGAUGCAGCAGAGACAGGUGUCCGGGGUGUGGACCAACAAGGACGAACUGCCGGUGGAGAUAGACUUGGGCAAUGAGCACCGCUAUCACUCUAUAUUCGCCUGCCCGAUACUCCGCCAGCAGAGCUCAGAUGUGAAUCCCCCGGUGCGCCUCAUCUGUGGUCAUGUGAUCUCAAGGGAUGCCCUUCAUAAGCUCUCCACAGGCAACAAAGUGAAGUGUCCAUACUGUCCUGUUGAACAGAAUCCUGAUGAUGCCAAGAUUGUCGUCUUCUGAUCCUCUCAGCACUUUGAUCAAUCCUGCCUGCUUGCUUGCAAGUGACGAGAAAUUAAAGACUGUGAAGUAAAUAUAAGGGUUGUAAUGACCUGAAUCACGCGAAAAUAGAUCUUAUCCCAUAUGCUGUAACCACAGCCCCUGACCAGCCUGAGAAAUUGUUCACUAUAGUCAGGAGAAACAGUGUCAACUGUGUGGGUGCUGGUCUGGAGCUAUGCUGGCCUCACAUGUUGUAAAAACCCAUUUUCGUGUGACAUUUUCAGCAAAUGAACUGAUCACAAUAGUGCAAAGGGUGGGGUUUAUGUAUUGGUUUUAUGACAAUGUUGUAUAAUGUCUGUUAAGAUGUCUGCAAACCCUAAGCUUAUUUAGGGGCAAAGUUCAGGUCUGUAUGCUUAUUCUGUUUUUGUUUGUAAUUUCGAUGUAGGAUUUUUAUACCCCUACAAACGAAGUAUAGGAGUUAACUUGUCUGUCUGAUUGUCGGUCCGUAUUAAGUGUCCGCUCUCUCAAUAAAGUUGUUUUCAUCCGAUUUUCACCAAACUUAGUCAGAAGUUGUAUCUACAUGAAAGCUAGACCAAGUUCGAACAUGAGCCUUGCCGGGUCAAAAACUAGGUCACGGGGUAACUUAGUGCGUUUUAAACAUUCAGCAUGUUGUCCGCUCUCUUAAGUAGUUUUCAUCCGAUCUUCACCAAACUUGGUCAGAAGUUUUAUGGAGAUGAUCUUAAGGCCAAGUUAGAACAUGGGCCUUUCCGGGUCAAAAACUAGGUCAAGGGGUCACUUAGUGCGUUUAAAAAAAUGAGCAUGGUGUUGGCUGAUUUGUGUGAAGACGACAUGCAAAAUAUUGUGUCAAUGCGGCAUAUGGGGGUAUUCAUCAUGUCUGUGACAAAGCUCUAGUUUUUUAUUUCUAACAAUAUAUUGGAAAUAAAACAAUUUAUUGCAAAGGAUAAAGGUUUUAUUGGCAUAGUGACUAUUGUUUUCUCAUUCUGGAAUUAUAUUAUUGAACACUGCUUAUUACUGGUUCAUUCAAGGUUACAAAUUCAAGAUUAAAUACCACUAUAGAAUAUGCAAAUAUGAUCUUUCUUCACUGUACAUGUAAGCUGCCAUCAAAUAUAUCUUUGUUGAGCAAUUUGCUGGUCGAAUUGCUGAUCUGUAACAAUUUGAAUAAUAUGUUUAAAUUGUUGUUAUAUACAAUGUUGCAAUGAAUGUGAAUGCUGUAUAAAGAUUCUUUUUGCUAGUCUGAAAAUGUCAGUAAACCAGAACUCCUGAAAACCGGUUUUGUGUGUGUUUGGUAUUGAGUUCAUUGCACAACAUAAAAGGUUACUGAAAUGUACAUAUAGGUGUUAGCAAUAUGUCAUUGUUAUUGACUUGUAUAUAUUUAUAAAUGUAAAUUUUGACUUCUGUAUUUAUUUUGUCUUUGUGAGUGGUGAAACAACGUAGUUGAUAGAAAAUAAAAGAUAAACAAGACAA
Molecule: messenger RNA, 2653 nt
Organism: Dreissena polymorpha
Lineage: Eukaryota; Metazoa; Mollusca; Bivalvia; Myida; Dreissenidae
Product: E3 ubiquitin-protein ligase RMND5A-like
Exons: 9
Coding region: 17-1192 (391 amino acids)
Biological process (GO): proteasome-mediated ubiquitin-dependent protein catabolic process
Cellular component (GO): GID complex; cytoplasm; nucleus
Molecular function (GO): protein binding; ubiquitin protein ligase activity
Source: RefSeq, a predicted model, not a curated record